Molecule: messenger RNA, 3918 nt
Organism: Brassica oleracea var. oleracea
Lineage: Eukaryota; Viridiplantae; Streptophyta; Magnoliopsida; Brassicales; Brassicaceae
Product: trichohyalin-like
Exons: 4
Coding region: 843-3701 (952 amino acids)
Biological process (GO): response to salt stress; protein folding; response to hydrogen peroxide
Source: RefSeq, a predicted model, not a curated record
UCAAGCUCUGAGGAAAAAGGGAGAAUAUUAAUAUCCAUCUUCUCUUAGUACAGUCUGAUAGGAAUAAUAAGAAUGUCAAGAAAGUUGAUAUUCCUACACACUCCGCUUCUUCAACUCCUCCUCCUGUUUUACGUUCCAGUUGUAAUGUUGCAAAAACAGAACAAGUCAAGGAAGAAACAUCUAGGAGGAGUCGAUUAUGUCAGAAUCAGUCUAUGUCCUUUGUCUUUUUACUCCAAAAGUCUUUUGUUUGGUUUUGUGUCUCAUCAUUUGUCUUUUUUUUUUUGUGUAUGUUUGACUUUGUUCUUGUGUUGAAACUACUGGUUUUUAGAAGCUUUGCUCGUCCUAAUGGCAUUAUUUCAAUUUCUCCAACACUGCUGAAUUUUCUUAGGCACCAAUCAAUCAAUGCGUCAUGUAAUGUGUGUGUUAUUGCAACCUGGAACAUUUUUGGAUGUUUUAAACUGGAAAGUUUCUUCUAUUGAAACUCAAGCUCUCUAUAACUACACAAUCUUUAUAUUGGAAACGUUGUGGAACUGGACACUAAUGGUACAUCUCCUUAACUGAGUUCAUUGGGGGAACACAAGGUAUAAAAUUUGUAAAGAAAAAGCAAAACAUAUUAUGCUUUCUUUGUAAGAGGAUAAACAUAUGAUGGAUGACUUGAGACGAAAGAAGAUAUUUUUUGCCUCAAAACUAGGAAUAUCAAUUGCAUAAUGCAAGAGAAAAAGGCUAAGCAUUGCGUAGAUUGAGGUUUUUUUUAAAUAAAUUCAGAGCAAUAAACCAUAUUGGAUAUUCUCAAAGCUCAGACAAAAACAACCAGUUCAGAAAGAAAAAGCAAAAUUUAAUUAAUGGCAGCAAGACAGCAGCCGAGAGGAACAGGCUUAGGUGUUCAGCAUGAGGAUUUUGUCCCCAAAUCUGAAUGGAAAGAUCAACCUGAAGCCACUCUUCUCACCAUUGAUCUUCCAGAUUUUACAAAGGAGCAAAUAAAGGUAACGUACGUGCACGCCUCGAAGAUGUUAAAAGUCACAGGAGAACGUCCACUGGCUGGUCGGAAAUGGAGCCGUUUCAACGAAGCUUUCACUGUUCCACAGAAUUGUCUUGUAGAUAAGCUUCGUGGGAGCUUCAAUAAUAACGUCCUCACAAUCACCAUGCCUAAGAAGACGAUUAGGAAGAUGCCUGAUCUUCCAGAAGCUCCUAAAACUGGGGAUGAGAAAGUUGGGAAGCUAGAGGAGAAAAGGUUGUUGGAAGAAUCUAUAAGGAAAGCAAAGGAAGAAGAGGCUGAGAUGAAAAAGAAGCUUCAUGAAGAGAGCGAGGCAAUACUUAGGAAGCUGCAAGAAGAAGCUAAAACAAAAGAGAUGGCUGAGAGAAGGAAGCUUCAAGAAGAAGCAAAAGCAAAAGAGAGAGCCGAGGCAAAAAGGCUUCAAGAAGAAGCUAUAGCAAAAGAGAAGGCUGAAGCAAGGAAGCUUCAAGAAAAAGCAAAAGCAAAAGAGUUAUUUCCAUUAACGGCAACAAGACACCAACCGAGAGGAACAGGCUUGGGGGUUCAGUAUGAGGAUUUUGUCCCCAAUUCUGGUUGGAAAGAUCAACCUGAAGCCACUCUUCUCACCAUUAAUCUUCCAGGUUUUACAAAGGAGCAAAUAAAGACAACGUAUUUGCACACCUCGAAGAUGUUAAGAGUCACAGGAGAACGUCCCCUGGCUGGUCGGAGAUGGAGUCGUUUCAACGAAGUCUUUUCUGUUCCACAUAACUGUCUUGUAGAUAAGAUCUAUGGGAACUUCAAUAACAACUCCCUCACCAUCACCAUGCCUAAGGAGAUUACAAAGAUGUCUAAUCUCCCAGAAACUUCUAAAAAUAUGGCUGAGAAGUUUGAGAAGCUAGAGGAGAAAAGGUUGUUGGAAGAAUCUAUAAGGAAAGCAAAGGAAAAAGAGGUUGAGAAGAAGAAGAAGCUUCUGGAAGAGAGAGAGGCAAUACUUAGGAAGCUGCAAGAAGAAGCUAAAACAAAAGAGAUGGCUGAGAGAAGGAAGCUUCAAGAAGAAGCAAAAGCAAAAGAGAGAGCCGAGGCAAAAAGGCUUCAAGAAGAAGCUAUAGCAAAAGAGAAGGCUGAAGCAAGGAAGCUUCAAGAAAAAGCAAAAGCAAAAGAGUUAUUUCCAUUAACGGCAACAAGACACCAACCGAGAGGAACAGGCUUGGGGGUUCAGUAUGAGGAUUUUGUCCCCAAUUCUGGUUGGAAAGAUCAACCUGAAGCCACUCUUCUCACCAUUAAUCUUCCAGGUUUUACAAAGGAGCAAAUAAAGACAACGUAUGUGCAUACCUCGAAGAUGUUAAGAGUCACCGGAGAACGUCCCCUGGCUGGUCGGAGAUGGAGUCGUUUCAACGAAGUCUUUUCUGUUCCACAUAACUGUCUUGUAGAUAAGAUCCAUGGGAACUUCAAUAACAACUCCCUCACCAUCACCAUGCCUAAGGAGACGAUUACAAAGAUGUCUAAUCUCCCAGAAGCUUCUAAAAAUAUGGCUGAGAAGGUCGAGAAGCUAGAGGAGAAGAGGUUGUUGGAAGAAUCUAAAAGGAAAAAAGAGGAAGAAGAGGCUGAGAAGAAGAAGAAGCUUCUGGAAGAGAAAGAGAGCAUACUUAAGAAGCUGCAAGAAGAAGCUAAAGCAAAAGAGGUUGAGGCAAGGAAGCUUCAAGAAGAAGCAAAAGAGAUGGUUGAAUCAAUGAGGCUUCAAGAAGCAGCUAUAGCAAAAGAGAGGGCCGAGGCAAAGAAGCUUCAAGAAGAAGCAAAUAUAAAAGAGAUGGCUGAGGCGAGGAAGCUUCAAGAAGCAGCUAUCGCAAAAGAGUUGGCUGAGGCAAGGAAACUUCUAGAAGAAGCUAUAGCAGAAGAGAAAGCUGAGGUAAGGAAGCUUCAAGAAGCAGCUAUAGCAAAAGAAAUGGCUGAGGCAAGGAGGCUUCUAGAAAAAGCUAUAGAAGAAGAGAAAGCUGAGGCAAAGAGGCUGCAAGAAAUAGCUAAAGAAAAUGAGAUUGCUGAGGCAAAGAAACUACAAGAGGCAAAAGCAAAAGAAAUGGCUGAAGAAAGAAAGCUCCAAGAAGAAACUAUAGCAAAAGAGAGGGCCGAUGCAAGGAAGCUUCAAGAAGUAGCUAAAGCAAAAGAGAUGGCUGAGGCGAGGAAGCUUCAAGGAGCAAUUAUAGCAAAACAGAGAGCUGAAGCAAGAAGGCUUCAAGAAGAAGCUAACGCAAAAGAGAUGGCCGAGGCAAAAAGGCUUCAAGAAGAAGCAAAAGCAAAAGAAAUGGCUAAGGCGAAGAAGCUUCAAGAGAGAGCUGAGGCAAAGAGGCUUCAAGAAGAAACUAGAGCAAAAGAGAUGGUCGAGGCAAGAAAACUUGAACAAGCAACUAAAAAAAAAGAGAUGGCUGAGGCGAGGAGACUUCAAGAAGAAGCUAUAGAAAAAGAGAAAGCUGAGGCGAGGAAACUCCAAGAAGAAGCUAUAACAAAAGAGAAGCUUGUAGAAGAAGCUGCACUAGAGAAUAAGAUCCAGAAGAACAAGUCUGUGGUUGAAUCUGUAAGAAAAGAGAAGAUACUAAUGCAGGCAGAAGACAGGAAGCCUUCAGAACUGGAGAAAGCUUUGAAAACUGGACUAUACAAAAUCCGAUCAUGGUGGGACCAAACAUGUAUCUGGGGGAGCAAGCGAGGACGUGAAAAUCAGCAGAAGAAAAACUAGGUUACUUGGUGAAGAAGAAAAGAGAAGACAUGAAAAGAGAUAAUGGAAAAGAAGUUGAUGGUUAAUAUAGGAGUGGUUGUUCUUGGAGCUUACGUUUCUUAUUUUUUUUUUAUGUUUAUCUUCGGGUUGUUCUUAUAUUUUAGAACUGUGAUAUAUUCUGAAUUUUAAUAAAGUUUGGUGAUGUCAUAUUUACAUUGGCACAAAAAUAUGCUAGAGA